CCCGGCCAUCGGCCCUGAUAUAGGAACCCAAGAUAUGCGAGGUGCGCGGAAGCGGGAGCUGGUGUUGCUUGCUGUGGUGGUGGUGGUGCUGCUUGGGCUGCGCACGCUGAACAACAACAACAACAGCAGCAGCAGCGGCAGCGGCAGCAGCACUAGCACUGGCACUGGCACUGGCGAUGGUGGCAGUGGUGGCAAUGGUGUGGUGCCAAGGGGACAAGGGGACGAUGCGCCUGUGCUGGAGGAUCUGCGUCGAAUGCAAGCAAAGCAGGACAUGCUUGCGCAGCAGCAAAAGCUGGAGGCGGAGAACGCGGAGAAGGAGCGGCAGCUGCAAGAACGGCAAUGGCAGGCAGAAGCCGAGGCGCAGCUCAAACGAAAGCAAGAAGAGCAGCAACAACAACAGCAGCAGCAGCAAGGGCAGCAACAACAACGCGCAGUUGCUGCUGCUGCUGGUGGCGGUGCCUGGUGGCAGCCGGUGCAUCUUGAGCUGGACCUGCCAAAGAACAUCCGCGACGACCCCAUCCUCAACUCGCGCGAGUCCAUGUACAGGCAGUAUGGGUUCAACCUGAAAAAGUCCAACGAGCUGCCGCUCGCCCACGAUGUGCCUGAUAUCCGGUCAGACGAGUGCAAGGCCAUCACGUACCCCAGGGGCAUGCCCAAGUCCAGCGUCAUCAUCAUUUAUUACAACGAGCCCUUGUCCACGCUGCUGCGCAACGUCGUGAGCGUGCUCAACCGCACCCCGCCCGAGCUGCUUGGCGAGAUUCUGCUCAUCGACGACAACAGCACGCUGCCAGAGCUGCAGCUGCUCCCAAAGCACCUGAAGAAGCUCAAGGUCCCGGACGGCAUGAUCAAGCUCUUCCACCGGCACGUGCACGACGGGAUUGUCGGGGCGCGCGUGCGCGGGGCGCAGGAGGCGUCCCACCCGAUCCUCGUCUUCCUCGAUAGCCACAGUGAGGUGUCGCCCGGGUGGAUCGAGCCCCUGGUUGCCCGCAUCCACGAAGACCGCACGCGCGUGGUCGUGCCCAACAUCCGCGGCAUCGACCUGGACAAGCUGGACCUCUUCCCCGGCGAGCUGUGGCCGCCCGCCAAGGGCAGCUUCAACUGGCGCCUCACCUUCACCAUUGUGCCCGCAAACAUCGACCGCGAUCUUGUUGGCGAUGGUCACCCACACACGCGCCCCAUCAGAAGCCCCGUCAUGCCAGGAGGGCUGUUUGCGAUUGACAAGGACUUGUUCUUUCAGCUGGGCGCGUACGAUCCCGAGAUCAAGUACUACGGCGCCGAGCACGUGGAGCUGUCCUUUCGCGUGUGGCAGUGCGGCGGGUCGAUGGAGUGGAUUCCUUGCUCCAAUGUCGGGCACAUCUAUCGCGAGUUUAACCGCUUUAGCGUGGACCCAAAGCUCAAGUCCGUCAACGUCGGCUACUACCUCGACCGGAACGACAUUCGCGUCGCAGAGGUGUGGAUGGACGAGUACAAGAAGAUCUUCUACGACUUCCGCCACCUGCAUGGAAAGGAGUUUGGGGACGUGUCAUCGCGGCGGCAGGUGCGCGAGGCAAACCAGUGCCGCUCCUUCAAGUGGUAUCUCGACAACGUCGCCUACGACGUGUUUGUGCCGGACAUUGACGCAACGCCGGGCCAGAUUGCGUCCAAGGACGAGGCGCAGUGCCUGUCCAACAACGGCGUGAAGGACGACGGCCCCGUCACGCUGCAGUCGUGCGCGCCGCACAACGACCAGCAGCAGUGGGUGGUUUCUCCGCGUGGGUACAUCUACCUCAACCACUACCCGCGCGUCACGCUGCUGUGCCUGCGCGUCGACACCAUUGCGCUUGUGGGCCGCAGCGAUGCGCUCACGUUUGAAAGGCGCGGCAGCCGCCUCCAUAACAAGGCGGACCCUUCCUCCUGCCUUGCGCGCACACCAGACAACCGCCUGCACCUCCAGCCGUGCGCGGCACAGUCCAGCGACAGCGCCAGCACUGUGCAGACUGCAGCCCUGCAGGCGCAGGUGUGGGAGUUCAAGCCCGCCGAGCACGCACCGCGCCGUAUUGCGGCAGCAGGCGUGCCACCUGGCACGGAGGUGUUUGUCAUGUCGACGGGGAAAUCGGGCACGUGCUUGGACAACAUGCAGCAGCAGCGCGGCGUGCCUGGCCUGUACGGCUGCCACGGCGGAUUCACCCAGCAAUGGGUCCUCGACACGGAGGGCCACUUGGCAAGCGCCACCAUGGCGGACGCGUACAUCGGGCUCUCGCUAGCCGUGCGGCAGGGCGCGUGCACCCCAGACCAGGACGACUACAUGUGGAUCCACAAGGAGAAGCGCUUCUCGCCAAAGCUGCAGCCAACACACUGCCUCACCCGCGGCAAGCAGGACGACGUGCAAAUCCUGCCCUGUGACGAGGACAGCGAUGCGCAGAGCUGGUCCUUCGUGGCCGCGCCAAAGAACUACUGAGGGCAAAGAAAUACGUGUGCACGUGCAUGCUGCAUGCAAAGCCGUGAUUAGCAAGCAGCACAGCGUCGCUGUGUCUUUGCUGAAGGAUGUUGCAGGUUGCUUCCGUUGUUGCUUUCGUGUGUGUGCAUGUGGUGCAUGUGUGUGCGCGCAU
This is a messenger RNA of Salpingoeca rosetta, 2588 nucleotides long. Its product is annotated as polypeptide N-acetylgalactosaminyltransferase 6. The transcript is spliced from 4 exons. The record is from RefSeq and is a predicted model, not a curated record. Gene Ontology annotation, cellular component: Golgi apparatus. Bases 35 to 2437 code for a protein of 800 amino acids. Lineage: Eukaryota; Choanoflagellata; Craspedida; Salpingoecidae.